CUUACAGGCAGCCAGGCAGGCGCCAGGCAGGCUUGUGGCUGCCUGAUGAAAGCCGCAGUCCAAGGAAUAAUCUUAAAACAAGCACCAGACCUUGUAUAGUCAAAUUCACGUUUCUACUUUACAUUAUAACAGACUUGAAAGGUACCAGUACAGAUGAGCUUUUCCGAUCUCCGGGUGGCUUCUGUCCAUCCGGAGCGCGGCGCGAUAGCGUGGGAAAGCGCUUACACCGCCAAGCUAACUAUUGUCCGAGCUGGGGACGCCGCGCCUGUCAUCUGCCUUCAAAAUCAAACAACCGGCAGCACGCUAAUGCAGAGUGUGCUAACAGCACGAACGGUAUGGCGAGCCAGCUCGGCGCUGUUCUUCGUGAGUCCGCUGCCGGGCGCGGCGGGCGGGCCGCUGUACGCCCUGCAGGCCGCCUCGCGGACAGCAGCGGAGCAGAUGCAAGCGGAACUGGAGGCGGCGGUGGCGGGGGCGGGGGCAGCAGCAGGAGGGGGCGCGCAGGAUGAGGAGGAGGGGGGAGCUGCAGCCCGAGGGAGAGCUGCUGCCGCGGCAGAGGCGCUCCCAGCGGGUGGUACGGCAGCAGCAGCAGCAGCGGGUCCGGGUCCGGGUCCUGCCUCCCCGCUGCUGCCGCCGCCCUCUCCCGGGCCCGGCAGCGGCGCGGCGGGUGGAGCAGCAGGUGGAGCAGCAGCAGCAGCGGCCGAGGGGGCGGCAGCACAGGAUGCAGGUGGCAGAGGAAGCAGCGGACAGGGCGCGGGUCCCGGGCCGCCGGACGGCCCCCCUCGCAGCCCCUACCACCAAGGCAACGGGGUAACAGCAGCAGCAGCCCCCACAUCCGCAGCAGCAGCCCCCGCCAGCCAGUCCCAGGACAAGGAAGCGGGCAGGGGGGCCGCUGCCGCUGCUGCCGCCACUGCUGCUGCUGCCGCUGCCGUCAUCGGACCCCCCGGAGGCGAAGGCGGGGACCCUGCCGCGCCCAACGCCUUCGACCGCAAGAUCUGCCGCGCCUCCUCCGACAUGUACUUCCACUACUAUGGCAUGCUGCAGCACCAGCAGAACAUGCUGCAGGACUACGCCCGCACCGGCGCCUACUACCAGGCUAUCCUGGGCAACCCAGAGGACUUCCGCGGGCGGGUGGUGCUGGACGUGGGGGCGGGCAGCGGUAUCCUCUCGCUCUUCGCGGCGCAGGCGGGCGCGGCGCGGGUGUAUGCGGUGGAGGCGAGCGGCAUGGCGGCCUUCGCGGAGCAGCUGGCGGCGGCCAACCCGGAGCUGGGGAGCAGGAUUCGGGUGGUGCGGGGCAAGGUGGAGGAGAUCAGCCUGCCGGAGCGUGUGGACGUGCUGGUGUCGGAGCCCAUGGGCACGCUGCUGGUGAAUGAGCGCAUGCUGGAGAGCUACCUGUUUGCGCGGGACGCCUUCCUGAAGCCGGGCGGCAAGAUGUUUCCGCAGCUGGGCAGGAUACAUGCGGCCGCCUUCUCCGACGCGGUGCUUCACGCGGAGGUGGGCGCCAAGUCGGCCUUCUGGCUGCAGAGCGGCUUCUUCGGAGUGGACCUCACCUGCCUGCAUGCGCCCGCCACACACGGAUACUUUGGACAGGUGGUUGUUGACGCGUUCGACCCGGCCCUCAUCGCCAGCAGCUGCACCACUCGGGUGCUGGACUUUGGCAGCAUGCGGGAGGGGGAGCUGCUGGAUAUCGACAUGCCGCUGCAGCUGGUCACGGGCCCGGUGGCGCCGGUCACCAUACACGGCAUCGCAUGCUGGUUCGAUGUGUUCUUCGCCGGCUCGCAGCAGCCCAUGUGGCUCACCACCGCCCCCGGCAUGCCCACAACACACUGGUUCCAGCUGCGCUGUGUGCUGCAGCAGCCGCUCCACAUCCCCGCCCCGCACACCCGCCUCUCCGGACGCCUCAGGCUGCAGGCGCAUGCACGGCAGUCGUACGACAUAUCCCUCACCCUCACCGCGCCGCCGCUGCAGCCCGGGCAGCCGCCGCAGACCUCCGCCGGCAGCUUCGACCUGAAGGAGCCCUACUACCGCCAGCUGGUGCCGUACGGGGCGGCGGCGGUGGCGGCAGCGGC
This is a messenger RNA of Astrephomene gubernaculifera, 2066 nucleotides long. The record is from the annotation of a GenBank genome assembly. NCBI's taxonomy places the organism in Eukaryota, Viridiplantae, Chlorophyta, Chlorophyceae, Chlamydomonadales, Astrephomenaceae.